AGAAUGGCGUGCGGAGCUGGCGCGGCGCCAUUUCCCGGAAGUGGCGUCCGGGGCACCGGCGCCGUGCUUGAGGAAAGCGAGCUGUGCCUGCGUACUGAAGAUGUGAGAAACGCUCGGCGAUUGAGAACGCUCGUCAGAAGUCUGAAGAAGCUGGUUAAACUGCAUCGAGUUCUGAACAGAGUUUCGUGUGAACGGAAAUUUGUCAGUAUGGGACGAACCAGAGAAAAUCCAUGUCGAGAAUUUUUCAAGUAUGAAAAGAUUGAAAAUAAAAGCACGUGUAAAAUUUGCAACACAGAUAUGGUUGGAGACCAUGCAGCAAAUUUAGAGAGGCACCUGAAGCGUCACCAUACAGAUGAGUACAACGCAGUGCAAAGCAAGAAGACAAAGAAGAUUGAAGAAAGUGUCAGAAGUGUUCCGAAUAAGCAACAAAAAACAUUAGACGAGUUUGCCGAGUAUGCUGUUCCAGAAUGCCUUAAGGUCCCUCCUGGCAGCUCCAACAAGACCUCCCACACAAGAAUGCCAUCGCCGCUGGGCCCCCUGCGCCUGUCCCCUGUAGACCCCACAGCUACCCUGGAGGAGCUUGAGGCUGCACGCCUGAGCUUCCGACAGUUCCGCUACCAGGAGGCAGCAGGGCCCCAUGAGGCCUUGGCAAGACUUCGCGAGCUCUGCCACCAGUGGCUGCGACCUGAGGUGCACUCCAAGGAGCAGAUACUGGAGCUGCUGGUGCUGGAGCAGUUCUUGGGUGUGCUGCCCCCUGAAAUCCAGGCCUGGGUGCGGGAGCAGCUGCCAGGCAGCCCUGAGGAAGCUGUGGCCCUGGUCGAAGAGCUGCAGCAUGACCCUGGGCGGCUGCUGGGCUGGAUCACAGCCCAUGUCCUGGGGCGAGAGGUGCUCCCAGCAGCCCAGAAGACAGAGGAGUCCUCAGGGAGCCCCCUCCCCUCAGGUACAGUGGAGCCCUCUGGGCCAGCCCCUGGAGAGGGGCCCCAGGUUGCCCAGAUGGAAGGGCCUGCUCAGCUCAUCUGCAGCGUGAAGAAGGAGCCAGAUGCUGAUGGGCAGGAGAUGGCUCCCCCAGGCCCCCUGCUUCCAGCCCAGUCCCCUGAGAGGCGCCUUGAACAUCAGAAGCCAACUUCCACAUCCUUCCUCCCUCCCAGGAUUCAGGAGGAAUGGGGACUGCUGGACCCGUCGCAGAAGGAGCUGUACUGGGAUGCAAUGCUUGAGAAGUAUGGGACAGUGGUCUCCCUGGGGAUGCCGCCCCCAAGGCCGGAGGCGCAGGCUUUGGCCCAGCUGGGGGCCCCCCAUGCGGGGACGCAUGCGGGGACGGGGAGCCGCCCAGGCCUCCGCCCUGGAGAUGAGGGCGAAAGCCCCCGGGAGGCACCCCCUGGCUGCGCAGAGGCCCGGCCGCAAUGGGGCCCAGCCACAGUGCUUGUGCCACUUCCGCAAGCGCCCCUUGCACAAGGCCGGGCCACAUCGCCUGGGCCUGGGCCAGAGCCGGGUGCGCUGCGCAGGAAGGCCUACACAUGCGAGCAGUGCGGCCGUGGCUUUGACUGGAAGUCGGUGUUCGUCAUCCACAGGCGGGGGCAUGCGGGUGGACAGCAGGUCAUGGGGGACGCUGGGAGGCCGCCACCGAACCCCCGAGAGACACUGCGCCACCCUCGGCGUGUGCCUGUGGGCCCCCACAGCUACCCUUGUGAGGAGUGUGGGCGCAGCUUCAGCUGGAAGUCACAGCUGGUCAUCCACCGCAAGAGUCACGUUGGCCAGCGGCGUCACUUUUGUGGCGACUGUGGCCGUGGCUUCGACUGGAAGUCCCAGCUAGUCAUCCACAGGAAGAGCCACCAGCCUGAGGCCCCAUGAGGAAACAGAGGAGAAGGCCCCUGUGCAGCCCCCAGCCCCUGCUACCAGCCUGGGUAUGGGAGACUCUGAAGGAGGCAUAGGGUGGCUGAGUGAACCAGGGGUUUCAAGAAGGUUGCCUGCACCAGGCCCUUUCAGACCUGAGGAAAAGAAACCUCUGCCUCUCCUUCAGCUCCUGUCCUUUGGAAUGAAGCCUGAGUUCGAAUCUACUGCUGACAGGAGACCAUGGGGUAACCUUUGUGCCAGCCCCUAGUUGUGACUUGGUACAGGCCGAGGAUGCUCAGAAACUUUCAUUCCCUGCCUUUCUGGGAAGUAGCUAAGCUUAGGUCUCUGUCAAAGGCAGCACACGCCCUGGAGGGAAACCCAGCUCCUCUCUGGGGAAAAGGCAACCGAAGAUUUGGUUCUGCUGUGCCCAGAGGCCACAGGCUGCUCCAUGUGAUCAUCCAUAGUCCUCCUGGCCCUCAGUGUGCAUUUUAGAUUUUUUAAACUCGGCAUCAUCUGCUUUUAAAACCAGGAGCUUCUGGAUAAGAAUCUCAAUUUCUGACUUCUCCUAGAAGGUCAGAAGAUCUAGUGAUGCUCUCCAGGCAGCUGGAUCUGCAGAGCAGCUGUGCCCAGGAGAAGGGCCAGCCCCCUCUCACACACGUGGCCCCUGAAGUCCCCCAGCCACCCCAUAUUCCCCACUCCCAUGUGCCUUCUUGCCCAUUGGCCUCUGACCUUGAGUCCUGCUUAGGUGGACAGUUCCGGGAGUUCCUCCCAUAGGUGAACAAGGUUGACUACCAAGAGGAGGGGCCCAAGGGUGUGAAGUGGGUUGCUGGCCAGGCUUGGAUGAGGCCAUCAGCACCUUUGGGGCAGGCCUUCGCUCCCACAGCCCACAUGAUAAUCCAGAAUAAUCUCUCCCUCUCAGGAUCCUUAAUCACAUCUGCAAAUUCCCUUUUGCCAAGUGAGGUAAUUUAUUCACAGGUUGUAAGAAUUAGGACAUAGAAAUCAUUAUGGGGCAAUUAUUCAGGGACGGUAAGGGUGGUGUUGGGGGAUAGUACCGCACUGAGGGAGGAUGGGUAGUUUUUUAAUAAAGCUUUUCGUAUUUAAAAGUACUUUAUGUUUACUUAGAAAAAUUUGAAAUAUGCAAGAGGGAAAACAAUAUUAAAAUGGUCUCUAGUUUCACUGUCUCAAGUCAACACUAAUUACAGGCAGAAACUUUCUUUACAUAGCAUCCUGUGAGGCUAUUAUAUGUAGUUUUAAACCAUACUCCUUUCAUUCUGUCAUUUCCCUGGGUUAUUGAACACUUAGCAUGUUUUUAAAGGCCUGGGUGAAUCUUCCAUUUUUUGGUCCGUGUCACGUCUACUAAGUCCAGAGAUUUCCCUGAUUUCCCUGAUGGCAUGUGAAGCUCUCGCUAACACUCCUGAGCUUUUACCUCUGGUGUAACUCUUGGCUAUUUUCCUUAGGACAAAUUUCCCAAAGUGGUCGUCUUUGUAUAAGUCUUUUACAUCCCUAGUUAGAUUUAUUCCGAAGUAUUUUAUAUUUUGGGGGGCUAUUGUAAAUGAUACUGUUUUACUGAUUUCCUGAGUUCUCUUUGUUAAUGUAGAUUUUUGUAUGUUGAUCUUUUACUCUGCCACUUCGCUGAAUCCUUUCUUUUAGUUCUGGUAGCUAGCUUGUGCAGUCUCUGAGAUUUUCUGUGUAUAGAAUCAUAUCAUCUGUGAAUGGGGAUAGUUUUACUUUUCUCACCAAUUUGUUGUUGUUAGGUGCCAUCAAGU
Molecule: messenger RNA, 3596 nt
Organism: Trichechus manatus latirostris (Florida manatee)
Lineage: Eukaryota; Metazoa; Chordata; Mammalia; Sirenia; Trichechidae
Gene: ZNF446
Product: zinc finger protein 446
Exons: 9
Coding region: 4-1848 (614 amino acids)
Biological process (GO): regulation of DNA-templated transcription
Source: RefSeq, a predicted model, not a curated record